Molecule: messenger RNA, 6074 nt
Organism: Amoebophrya sp. A25
Lineage: Eukaryota; Dinophyceae; Syndiniales; Amoebophryaceae
Source: the annotation of a GenBank genome assembly
AUGACGGAACAGAAGAUGAACUGGCCUUUGUUCCUGACGGGAGCAUUCGCCUCUGCUUUUGUCGGUAGUUAGUUUUUUUUGUAAAAAGCAUGAUAUUUUCCUUCGCACCCCUACCAUCUCCUGUUGAUAAAAUUCAAAUUGAAUCUUGAAGUUACCACAAGAUGUAGGUGCUGCUGCGUUCCGUAGCAGCUAUCCACACUCAUGACUCACAUCAUGAUUUACUAUCAACACUCACCCAAAUUAUAGCUACGUGUUUGACCUGGUGCGGAUAGAUUGAGAAUACUCAAAAACAACGACAUCUACAAUUCAGGUACUUUGUACGGUUAUUCCUACUUGAAGGGUGGGAUUGCACAUUGGUGGACGGACUAUGCGAACACCUCAAGUACCGAUCAAGACGUUAUCGCUGCUGACGUAUCGAAAUACAAUGGCUACAUCCAAUCCGCCUAUUACCUUGGUUUCUUCGGUCAGUACCUGGCGAUCAUUCCAGGUGCGAUAAUUUUAUGGAUAGAUUUUCAUGUUCUACUUUUGACUUCGUAAUAGUAGUAUCUUCAUACUAGUAAUAUCUUCAUGCUAGUAGUUUUUUCGUACUAGUAGUAUCUUCCAUUUUUCAUUUCGAUCUUCAGAUGAGUAAUAUCGUCAUUUCGGUUUCGGGCACUUGAAUGCGCUUGGCUGCUUGAAUUGGUACAUUGUCGUACUACUCGUUCUCCUGCAAUCAAAAAUUUCAAAUUUACUCAAAAGGUCUGGUCUUCGAUGCCUUCGGCGCAACGGUUACGUGCAUCUAUGGUGGUGCUCUCUGCAUGAUUGGAUUUAUCCUUGUCGGUCUGGGAGUCAAGAACGUUGCAGGAUGGAUGGUCUGCCUGGGUCUCUGCUUCGCCGGCCAGGGUUCCAAGGGACUUGGUAUGUUGUCUUCAAUCGGAUUUUUGGAUACUUUCAGUUUCGGGGUGGUCAAGGACUUCGCUGGAGAACUUCUUCUAGAUUUACAUACUUUUGAUUUCUACUUCUGUUGAGGUUGAGCAGACUGAGUUACUCUUCGUUGCUCUAUCCACAGGACCCAGCAUUUCGAUUAUUUGCUGAUCAAGUUAUACUUACACACGAAACUCAUACGCAAGGUCAUACUCAUGGUGUAGGACGGUAGUUCGCCUCUCUUUGUUAGAACUGCAUGUUGAUCUUCGUUUCCAACGUGAUGUAGUGAUAUUAUUCGUGUUCCAGCACCAUUUCAUCAAGAAUUACCACAUGAUCACUACUUGAUACCAGGUUUCGGUACCUUGCUUGGUACAAUCCGCAACAGUCCGGAGCACUUGAGUUCGAUGAUCUCUGGUGUCUAUUUGAUGUUCGACGCUUGCUCUGCGUUGUUUUGUAUCUUCAUCUUCGAUGGGAUCCAGGCCGCUACGGACUACAAAAACUUGGACCCGGAAGAGCAGGCGCCCAUCAUGCAAAGCUUCUUUAUUGGUCUCGGUUGCGCCGUCGGUACCGUCGGUGUCUUCUCGGGUGUCAUGUACUACCUCUUCUCGCCUUCCAACAAGAACGCGGAACUGUCUGCUGAAGAGGAGGACAUCGAGGUGGCCCGUCUCUCCACCGCCAGCUACCGGGACAUGCGCCGACGAUCCAGUAUCCGCGAUGAAGCCAUCGUGACCACCGGUAAGAGUUUAGCCGAAGACAACCAGGAGGAGGACCAACAGCAAGCCGAAGAACGCCAGCAGCUGCUGGAGGAGGUGUCGGAGGAAAAGAGACAUCCUCCGACUUUCUGGAAGGGAGUCAUCUGCUGCUACAUCGUCAUGCUGCUUGCCGAGGCCCAGGGAUUGGCCUUCAACAACGCAAUUGGUGAUGCCUUUAUGGCUUCCCGCAAGGCCAAGGUUGGUAUGGUCUCGUUCAAGCAACUCGCUAACACCGCCAGCGAUCGCCACCGCUUCAAGUCACCUCUGGAUCAGCUGCUAGAAGCAGACAAGUUCAACCCACUACCGAAGGCGCAGCCCGGAACGGAGGAGGAAAAGUACAACAAUUUUUCUGUUGACGCCUGCUCCAUUGUUAUCUCUCGCUCUCCACACCGAAAGCAUAUAUAAAUCAUUUUUUCAGCCCUCGUUACGUAUUCUCUGAGACUGCAAUUUUACUUCUUCAAGAUGAUUGUCUACUAAAAUUGAAAUUCCUAGUGGUCCCACACAACUCCAAAAUGUAGACCAACCACAUCAUCUAAAAUUUCACAGGGUGAACGCGGCGCGCGAUGAUGCCAAAGCAGUUCGUAAGCUAUUCGUGGAUUCUUUUGCCGAAAUUCCGCGUAUGAUGAAGCCAUCCGUCGGUCAGGGUGCCGAUCUCGGAAAAUUCGAGUUCUUUAGCGGUGCUGCUAACACGAAGGCUCAAACUAUUCAGGUGCAAUAUCUGAAACUGGCAGAUAACCAUCCACUGAAGGCUGGCGGACUCAAGGCAGACACCAUCCUCUAUAAGAUUCCUGCUGCGGGUAAUUAUAUUCGAAAUCUACUUGUUCAUGUUCUCGUUGAAAUCUACUUUCACUUACGAAUACACUUGUUAUAGUUUGAUGUUAACACUAACACUUCUUAUAGUUUGAUGUUUACUCUUGUUAUAGUUUGAAAUUUCCACUACUUGUUACAGCUUGGUGUGCUGGUAAACUGAGUUGGUACUUAUUUCUGGGAAAACAUAUUCUACAGAUUGCGAUCUUCGGUAUUCUCUUACCCCAAGCCCCCAUUAAAGUAAUGCUCCAAUCAACAACACCAGGACAAUCUGCUGCCAGAGAUGUGAAGGCAUCUGACUGCGUCCAGAACGGGUGUGAUGUUUUCGCGGAUUUUUUCCAGAAUAGGGCUGUCAUGGAGGAUGGAUUUCAGGCAGUGUUGGACAAGUUGACUCCGGUGUCUGGCUGGCAGCUGGUCGCUGAGCGUCCGGCUGAUGCGAAGGCGGCCGCUCGGCAAACUCUGCAUCUUAUUGCGAUGCCGGAAAAGGAUUCCUUCGACCAGAGCUCGGGUGAGGUGAAACCGGCUUUCUACUCCUUGAGAAGUCAUGGCCACAAUGCGCUCAGCGUAGUGGACAAGCAGGUACUUACGAUAAUUUUUGAGCAGAUCCAGAUGAACUAUGUAGUUCUUGGACGAUGUUGAUUUACGAAGUAGUACGUAGUUGAUACGUACUAGUAGUGCUUGACUAUGUAGUUUUCUGGUUCAAAAUCCAUUACGAUCAUACUCACAAGAAUUCUCAUGAUGCAACCCAAUUUGAUUCUCCUCACUUCGUCUUCCACACAGAAAUCGAUGGGAAUGAUCUUCGAUGCUCAUAGCCCGAACGGAAUCAAGAUGGGAAAGUUGCAGCAUAAGAUGGAGAUCGGCACCCAGAAGGACCCAGCAACCGGCAAGGACUCCGCUGCCAUGGCUAUGCCAGGGCGCAAGCUCAUGAAAGCCGACGAGAAGGUCAAGUACAACAAGGUCCACUAUCCGGUUUUCGCCAACAAGAUCCAGGCACAGGUCGAAAAGAUCCCCUUCUUCCGGUGGAUCACGUCGUUGACCGCAGUGACUCUUGCGGAUGGCACGAGACUGGUUCGCCCCGACUUCUUCCAGGCAGCCACUGACGAGAGAGCUGUGCCGUACUCCAAGGCGCACGCCAAUCUCCGCCAGCUCCUUGAGAAGGCCCCUUUGGAUGUAGUUGCCAACGCAAAGCAGGCGGCUAUUCCCGGUGACAUGACCGUCGAAAGCGAGACUGAAUUGAUCUACUACGAUCCCGCUGUGGCUCACGAGAAGCACGCAGUGAGCGGAGAGGGCAUGGACAGCGCCAUCCAGGGUGCUAAGAAGCUCCUCACCAUGCUCUUCACCCUCGGAAACGCCUUUGGGCGAUUGGGUCUCGGUUUGCUCAUGGAGUUCUUGCAGAAGCGCGUUAUGUGGAUGCCGUGCGCCGUGUGGUUUCCCUUGGGCUGCAUCGCCUACGGUAUCUUGUUCCUGGUCUUCACGAUUGGAGGUGUGCCCUGCACGAUCUUCAACAACGCGGAUGAGCGCCAGGCAGAGCACGCGCCACCAGCGACUCUCUACAUCCUCACCUUCCUCAUAGCCGUGGUCUACGGUGGUCUAUUCACGGUACUGAUUUUCUUAUCGAGUGUCAUCUUGUUCCUCUUCACUGGAUCAACAUACGGGAACAAAAUAUAGUCUUCUAUUACCAACUAUUUCAUUCACAUCUUCUUCUAUUUCAUGCCAUUCUAGUAUUUCUACAAGAAUACAACUCCAACUGUUCUUUCAUUCUAUUCCUACAACUACAGAAGUUUUACCUCUGUUACGUAAAUGUAUAUCCCUUCCAACAUUCUAUUUCUACAAGUACACAACUACAGAUCAACACCGCGUACAUGAAAGCCGUUGCCAACCCUUCGCAAUUGGGUUUGGUGUUGGGUGGAAGUCUGGUCGUUUUGUCAAUCGGAAGCUUCGUUUUUGGAUUUAUCGUCCAUUCCUUUGGAGAGCGUCACGACAUCGCCAAGGCAGCGGAAGAGGUCGGCACCGACGUGCGUCACAUCUUUUUCCUCACUGCAUGCAUCGUGCAGGUUCUGGCGUUGUUCCCAGCACUCUUCUGCUGGUUUGCGCAAGUCCAACAGAAGAGAGCCGCUGCAGCGAAGGAAGCAGCAGAGGAAUCCGAAGAAAGCGACUACUAAAGAACCCGUUUUUUUUUGAUCUUGGGACGAAAGUACUAAACAAGAUGCACUAAGUAGUUUUAUAGGCGUUCUUCUUUCAUCAAGGAACAACUACUCCUAGUACUAAAUAUAGAGAAGAACUACAACACGAAGAAGAACAAGAAGAUGAAAAAGGACUGCUGCACAAGAAAGGACGAGUUGUAGUUGUACGACCAGGAGAAAGAAGAACACGGUGGUACUACACACCUACAGCUUGCCUUUCUUCUAGAAGAUGAAUGAGGAGAAGACGAGGAGAAGAGAGGAGCAGCUCGCAGAGUUGUCUUUUGAACAUUCACAGACUAGAGAAGAUAAAGGAGAAGAUAAUAAAGGUAGAACAAGGUGGCAAUGAGUCGUGCCAAGUGGCUCUGCUCUUCCGUCCGAGAACCUCUUUUUAGUGUUUCAUCGGACCUACCACACUAGUUGGUCUUGGUGGUCCUUCGGAUCACCUUGAAGUCGAUGAUUUGCAAUGUACAAGACAAAGAACAACUGUAAUGAAAAUGUAUGUAUUGCGAUUGCAACAUGACGUUUUGAAGAUGUCUAUACCUUCCUAGAUCAUAAACAUAAUGCCUACUAUAACGGUAAUCCACUUAGUACUCUGACACCUAUAGAAGAACUCAACAGUGCUUGGAACCGUUGCCGUUCAUGCAUAAGAACAAGAAUCGUUCAACUUUUUAGAUCAAUGUCAUAACCAUCGUUCGAGAAUAUAAUGAGUUCUUUUUCGUGCCCACCAAGCAUAUAACCAUGCUCAUGCAGCCGCUUGUCUCUCUUGAAUACUAGACUAAUACCACUGGAUAGCACUAAGACAAUUUAUGAUUUUUACUUGCAACCGAAGCCAUAGUCUACUACGCUCACCUCAAUGUUAUCUGGUGACCAUUUUCGGGAUCAAUUGGGGUGUAAGCUAGCAUGGUAGAGAAUUGAUUCUAAGUCUAUCCCCUGCAACUGAAUAGUGAGGAUAAGGGCGAACAACCCAAGUAACAGGACUAAUUCUCGUAUCCUUCUGGCUAACCUCUAUCUUGAAAUUGGUCAACUUUAGGUGUGUCUGUGUGGGAUAUGAACCACAUCAAGACAUACUUGAAAAAAGAUAGCGAGAUUGUUUUCGCUCCUUUGUGCGUCCUCGUACUAAACCUAAAGAUGUAAUAAACCUAAAGAAGAUGUACUAUUUUCCUUGAGUAGUUGCUUGUAUUUCGAUCCUUGAAAUACUCAAGGAAAUUCGAGAUUGUGAACAGCAUAUGCGGGGGAACUAUUUGAGACGCCAUGAAAAAGAUCAUGCACGAAAAACGAUGAAGCUAGUACGCAUGUCAAAGACUUGUCACGACUUAUGUUGUUUGCUCUCUUUUAAGAGCUGUGGCCAAUAAAAUGAUGUCGAAGCGCCUGAGCCUUCUUCACGCACUUUUUUUCGUCCGUUCGUCGGAACAUCUGCCUGUUCUGUUUG